AUGGACAUAUUCAGACAGACUUUUGGAAACAAUGACGAAUCAUUUAUUCGAAUCCCAGGAGCUUUCAAUGAGGAACCGCCCGCAAAUGUGAAUGGAGAGGGAGAUAAUGGGAACAACAGUGCGGAUGAACCAAUAAGAAGUCAAAGUACGCGUUCGAGGUCAGUCCUUCGUUUUCUGUUCCAAGCUCCCUUAAUAGUUCUCUACUAUUUAUUAAAUUUUAUUAUCCGAAGUUCACGUCUUCUGAAACCACUGUUAAGAUUUCAUGGGUUCUAUCAAAGAAAGCACAAUCGUUUGUUGGAUCAUGGCUCUCAAUUGAACCGUCUAUUGGAAGGCUUGCAGAAUGAGUCUCAGGUUGUAAUGCCUUCUGAAGGUAACGGAAAUGCUGACGGCGGCAGCAAUAGUGAAAAUACGGGCAACAGUCAAAGUAGCCAAGUUCAGUUCAGUUUCGGUUCCUUAUACAAUCCUGAAAAUGGAAUGUUUUCCAAAGGUAUCAUGCAAAAUAGUUAUACCGAAUUGCUGGACAAUUGCAGCGAACAAGUAAAAUUUGGAGUGAUUUACCUGCAUGACCCGCUUUUGGAUAAUCAUAUGGACUAUKUUAAUAAGAUAUUAUGCUCAGAGACCUUUGUUAAUAUGAUACGGAAAUACCAAGUGCUAUUAUGGUAUGGUGAUGUUACCACCUCCGAAGGGUUGCAAGUUUCUAAUGCAUUGAAAAUUAGACAAUAUCCCCUACUUGGAAUAAUUUCUUUAAAAGCUGAAAGAAAAAUAGAACUAAUUGCGAGAGUUGAAGGCUCUAUCUCAAAUAAUAAACCUCAAGACCUAGAGACUAUCUUUUCUAAAAAUUAUCCUCGUUUGAUCCAAUUGCGUCAGCAAAGGCAGAAUAUUGAAAUGCAAAGACUGAUAAAACAACAACAAGAUUCGAGAUAUCAAGAUUCUUUAAGGCGCGAUCAAGAAAGAGACACAGAACGAUUGGAGGAGAUCCAAAGGCAACAAAGAGCUCAAGAACACGAAAGAUUGGAAAAGGAAUGGCUACUGUGGAGAAAAGGACAACUGAAACCAGAACCUUUGUCUGAAAAAAAUGGUAGCAAAGUUGCUAUUAGAUUAGAAGAUGGCCAAAGACUAGUUAGAAAGUUCGAUGCAUCUUUACCAACGGAGGAAAUAUACGCAUUCGUAGACUUACAUUUACAUGGCUUACUUGAUCCAGAAGAACCAACUCAACUUGUUGAGCGACCUGCUAAUUUCCAGCACCAGUAUGGGUUUAAAUUGAUCACACCAGUACCGAGAAGAGAGCUUGAGAUGUCUACCAUAAUAUCUGAAGUUAGUGGUAUAUAUCCAUCGGGAAAUAUAGUUAUGGAGCGUCUUAAUGAAUAA
Saccharomyces eubayanus is the source of this 1368-nucleotide messenger RNA. It is a transcript of the gene UBX3, whose product is annotated as clathrin-mediated endocytosis regulator UBX3. Gene Ontology annotation, molecular function: ubiquitin binding. The coding region runs from base 1 to 1368 and encodes 455 amino acids. Gene Ontology annotation, cellular component: endoplasmic reticulum. The transcript has a single exon. The record is from RefSeq and is a predicted model, not a curated record. NCBI's taxonomy places the organism in Eukaryota, Fungi, Ascomycota, Saccharomycetes, Saccharomycetales, Saccharomycetaceae.